GCGAACGUACAAAUGCCAUUGAGGCUUCGAGGGUCACGGAAGGAAGAACCAGAACCUCUCUCUCUCUCUCUCUCUCUCUCUCUCUCUCUCUCUCUCUGAGUUACCAAAAUGGCCUUCUCGAGAAACCUUUACAUCUCCAUUUUUGUGUGUGCAGUAGUCCUCUUCACCUCGGCAGAGGCAGGCAACUUUGAGAUUAGGAACAAUUGCGGCUACACAGUCUGGGCUGCCGCUUCACCCGGUGGUGGGAAGCAGCUCAACCAGGGCGAGGUCUGGACCAUCAGCGUGCCUGCCGGCACAACAGGUGGCCGUGUUUGGGGCCGAACCAACUGCAACUUCGAUGGGAACGGCCGAGGAAGUUGUCAAACCGGUGACUGUGGUGGGCUUCUGCAAUGCCAAGGCUACGGUUCACCACCAAACACCCUAGCCGAAUAUGGUCUAAACCAGUUCAAUAACUUGGAUUUCUAUGAUAUAUCACUCGUCGACGGAUUUAAUGUUCCCAUGGACUUUGGCUCAACCAAUGGUGCUUGUCAUGACAUUAGAUGUACGGCCGAUAUCAAUGGCCAAUGUCCGGCGGAAUUGCGGGCUCCGGGAGGUUGUAACAACCCUUGUACGGUGUACAAAACGGAUCAAUACUGUUGCAACUCAGGAAGCUGCGGGCCAACCGAUUACUCUAAGUUCUUCAAGAAUAGGUGCCCAGAUGCCUACAGUUACCCUAAGGACGAUACCACAAGCACGGUCGUGUUUACCUGUAAUGGUAAUAGCGAUUACAGGGUCGUGUUUUGCCCAUAAUCAGGCUCUACUGCUCUUGUUCAUGUGUGGAAAGAUCUUUUGAGUUGCAGGCCUGUCUCAAAGAUCUUAUUAUAUUACCUAAAUAAAACUGCAAAUGUCAUGUGUCGUUACUGUUUUAAUAAGAUUGGUUAGUUAUUACUUGCUAGGUUCAA
Molecule: messenger RNA, 941 nt
Organism: Macadamia integrifolia
Lineage: Eukaryota; Viridiplantae; Streptophyta; Magnoliopsida; Proteales; Proteaceae
Product: protein P21-like
Exons: 1
Coding region: 109-789 (226 amino acids)
Biological process (GO): defense response
Cellular component (GO): extracellular region
Source: RefSeq, a predicted model, not a curated record